AUGGGCGAUGCCGCGCGUCCGGGGGAUGAUAGGUCUCUCGUCUGUCAGACACCGCCUUUCCUUGGAGAUGGCAUUGUCACUAACGAGCCGAUCUCAUUUGCUUGUGAGGAGAAAUCAUUGAGACAAGGGAAAGACAGUCUUGUCGUUAACGGCCAGUCAACAUGGAAGGUUUCGAAAGGCGUUUGUGACCUACAGCCUCGGGUCCUACCUAAGCAACUUCUACUGGGAGUGAGCACUCAAUUAACUGUGAGGUUAUCAAAGGACUCUUCCUUCUCAAACUGGCCUGGCGUUCAGGGAAUCGCAGGUUACGAUAACGGAAAUUAUUUGUCAGUUCUGUACCUCGCAUGGGCCUAUAUACUAUCCGCUCGAUGGGUUGAGUUGCUUGGACGCUCUGCUGACCACGAAUGUCACAUGGGAUACACUCCUCAGGAUAUGGAGGACUCACAACAACCAAUCAAGCAACCCAUGGUCCGAAUUGACCUCGGCGACAGUGUCUGUGAGGAAGAAGCUCGCUGGUGGCGCUCCAUUUUGUGUUCCGAUGGUGGCUGGAAUGCCACCACUAGAUAUAAUGACCAUGUCUAUUUGUCUCCAUGGUCGGUAUCAGCAGAGGAUGCCGGGUUGGACUUGUCAGUUAAGGGGGUUCCAGGCGCCGACAAGCUAGAUCCCCCGGAAUCGGGGACUGCUGUCAAAUACCUCUCUCGUUUUUGUAUGCACCAUCGCAUUUACUCCCAGUGCUCAGCCGCUCUUGCUGGGGCAUUAUACAUCCCUUUUGUGAGAGGGCGAACAGUUUCCCUUCCAUUUCCGAAACAGGUUUCUCCGCCAGAAGUAGAGAAAGAUGCCGGCAACUCUAAUCUUUCUAUCCCAGAUCUUCUCAGUGAGCACGACAAACAUCUUUCGAAGUACAUGACAUUGAGUUCCAAUGUGUGGGGUCUACGCUCUCUCUUGUGCAGCACCUUCUUCAAUGCAGAUAUUGAGUCUUAUUUGACCACGUUAUUGGCAAAUCGACAGCCACGACUCGGGCCUCUCUGGCUCGGUGCGAUUCUCACAGACGUGGCAAAAUCUGUCUUGCGUGACAUAAGAACAGGAAACACGGCUCUCGAUCUUCUAGCUUCUGCCUGGACAGGAACAGCACAGACUUUCUUGACUUCUAACAUGGCCUGCGAGGGCCAUGAACGACCUCCAAUCUGGCCCUGGAAGCCCUUUGGAUAUACCUGGGAAUGGCUUCUGACGAACGGCUAUUCGAUUUUGGACGACAGAAAAGAAAAUAUACAGCCUGCUGACCACGCAUCGCACUCAUCCGCCAGAAUAUCGGCUGCGCUCAACGGUUACCAUUAUGAUUUCUUCUCACAAGAUCUUUCUGAAGGAGCUACACGUGGAAUAUUUGCAUGGCUAAGGUCUACAGGGUACCCUCGCAACGAAAGAUCCAUUUACUAGCAUUCCUGGUGAGAUUUGGAAGGCACCGACGAAGAAGAGCCUGAAGACGCGGACUCGGAUGUGGAACGACAGAAAGAAUCGAAGGAACUUCAGAUUGAAAGCUGGCUCGGCGGGAUUGAAUAGUGUUUUGGAGGUCUGACAGACCGUGUAUUUAUGCUCCCAAGAAAGACACCGACGGCAUCAAGAUACACAACCGAACCAAUUGAC
Aspergillus ibericus CBS 121593 is the source of this 1641-nucleotide messenger RNA. RefSeq lists its product as uncharacterized. Bases 1 to 1434 code for a protein of 477 amino acids. The transcript has 4 exons. NCBI's taxonomy places the organism in Eukaryota, Fungi, Ascomycota, Eurotiomycetes, Eurotiales, Aspergillaceae. The record is from RefSeq and is a predicted model, not a curated record.